Molecule: messenger RNA, 2349 nt
Organism: Erinaceus europaeus (western European hedgehog)
Lineage: Eukaryota; Metazoa; Chordata; Mammalia; Eulipotyphla; Erinaceidae
Gene: PGBD2
Product: piggyBac transposable element derived 2
Molecular function (GO): structural molecule activity; sequence-specific DNA binding
Source: RefSeq, a predicted model, not a curated record
AUGCCUGUAGACCUUAAACAGGAAGCAUGGUUUGAGGAUACAGGACUCAUGGUUGUACAAAGACUAAAUGAAUUAUUGCGGCCAAAAAGAUUUGUGGCAGCACUUAUCCUAGGAAUCUCAGCCUUAAUAGCUAUCCUUACCUCUUUCGCCGUUUCGACGACAGCUUUAGUAAAAAACAUCCAGACAGCCCAUUUUGUGAAUGACAUGCAUAGGAACAUUUCCUUAAUACUUGCUGAACAGCAUAUUAUAGAUAAAAAGUUAGAAGCAAAACUCAACGCUCUUGAGGAAGUGGUUAUAGCCCUGGGGCAGGAUGUAGCUAACAUAAAAGCUAGAAUGGCAACAAAGUGUCACGUCUCCUUUAAGUACAUUUGUGUCACCCCAGCUAAAUAUAAUGAUACAGAAAAUUGGAAUAAGACAAAAGCACAUUUACUAGGAAUCUGGAAAGAUAAUGAUUUAACUCAUGAUUUUCAGGAGGUGCAAGAUUAUAUCACUGCUACCAGCACUGCUCAUUUAAAUGAUUUUGGAUUCGAAUCCCUAGCUCAGCAGCUCUAUGAGAAUGUCUCUGCUCUCAAUCCUUUCACUUGUGGAAUGACUUCUGGGAGAGGGGCCAGCUCAAAGCUGAAGUCCACAAAACUGCAUGAGGUUCUGAAUGCUUUGGCGGAGGAGGACUUUGACCAUAACCAGGAGGAGAUCUUCAUUGCCCCACCUGACAGUGCCACAGGGGACUUCACUGAUGAGGACUCAGGUGAUGAAGAUGUCCAUAUCGGCACUCAUCUACCAGAUAGCAUGUUGCAUGCUUCAGUUGUGCCAGAGGACUCCUGCACUGAGGAGAAUGAUGAAGACCUCAAGCUGCAGCCAGAUGCAAAGAAGCAGAAGGUAGUCAUGGAACCUGAGUGUGUUUGGACAAAAACAGAUAUCCAGCCAAACUUCAGCACUUGCACAGCAUCAGAUCUUCAUAUGGAAGAUCUUAAAAGCUAGGAACUGAGUCCUGUAGGCCUCUUCAAAUUGUUUUUCGAUGAAGGAACAAUUAAUUUCAUUGUGAAUGAAACCAAUUGUUAUGCUUGGCAGAAAAAUGUCGCCCUCGGUCUCAUAGUCCAGGAAUUGAAGUGUGUUUUGGGCAUUUUGAUUUUAAGUGGGUAUAUUUCUUAUCCAAGGAGAAGGAUGUUUUGGGAAACUUCUGAUUCACAUCAUCGUCUUGUGGCUGCUGCCAUUCAAAGGGACAGAUUUGAACUUAUCUUCUCAUACCUGCAUUUUGCAGAUAAGAGUGAGUUGGAUGAAAGUGACAGGUUUGCCAAGGUAAGACCUCUCAUUGUCCAGAUGAACUGCAAUUUCUAAAAGCAUGCAUCCUUAGAAGAGUUCUACAGCUUUGGUGAGUCCAUGUGUGAGUAUUUUCGUCAUCAGGGUUCCAAGCUUCCCCAAGGGAAGGCUAUGCAGCUGGGUUACAAGACCUGGUGUGGGACAACUAGCAGGGGCUAUUUGGUGUGGUUUGAGCCUUCACAGGGCACUAUAUUCACUAAACCAGAUAGGGGCCUGGACCUAGGAGGUAGUAUGGUUGUAAAAUUUGUGGAUGCACUUCAGGAAUGCAGAUGUCUGCCAUACCAUAUAUUUUUUGACAAAGUUCUUACAAGUUUCAAACUAAUGUCUAUUUUGAGGAAAAAAGGAGUGAAAGCAACAGGAACUGUUCAUGAGUAUAGGACUGAGUGGUGUCCUCUCAAAGACCCCAGAAAACUUAAGAAAAGGAAGAAGGGUGUGUUUGAUUAUAAAGUUGAUGAGAGCAAUGAGACAGUUGUGUGCCGCUGGCAUGAUAGCAGUGUGGUCAACAUUUGUUCUAAUGCUGUGGGCAUCAAGCCAAUGGGGCUGACUAGCCAUCAUUUGGGAGCAACCAAAACUCGGACCUAGAUUCAUCAGCCAUCUCUGGUGAAACUUUACCAGCUGAAGGUAGGAGGUGUUGGCCGAAUGGACCAGAAUAUUGUUAAGUACAAGGUAAAGAUUGUUAAGUACAAGGGACUGAAGUGGUACUCCAGCUUCAUUGGCUAUGUCAUUGAUGCUGCCCUAAAUAAUGCAUGGCAGCUGCACAGGAUUUGCUGCUAUGAUGCCCAGGUGGACCUUUUGGCCUUUUGGAGAUAUGUGGCCUGCGUGUACCUGGAGAGCAAUGCUGACACAUCAUCCCCAGGGAGGCGAAGUGGGCGGUUGGAAACUGAAAGUCGCUUUGACAUGAUUGGGCACUGGAUCAUCCACCAGAACAAGAGGACCCCGUGUGCUCUCUGCCACUAACAGACCAAUACUCGCUGUGAGAAGUGCCAGAAGGGUGUCCAUGCCAAGUGCUUCAGGGAGUAUCACAUUCGUUGA